Molecule: messenger RNA, 1537 nt
Organism: Dioscorea cayenensis subsp. rotundata (Guinea yam)
Lineage: Eukaryota; Viridiplantae; Streptophyta; Magnoliopsida; Dioscoreales; Dioscoreaceae
Product: AT-hook motif nuclear-localized protein 9-like
Exons: 5
Coding region: 1-1095 (364 amino acids)
Molecular function (GO): minor groove of adenine-thymine-rich DNA binding
Source: RefSeq, a predicted model, not a curated record
AUGGAAGGGAGAGAAGCUAUGGCUUCAUACCAUCUGUACAGAGGGAUCGGUAUAGGGCCAGGGACGGGAUCGCCUCAGCAGCAACAGCAGCAGCAGCAACAGGGAUUGCAUGGUAUGCGGCCGAUGUCUGCGAAUCCUGGCUCUAAUUUGCAAGUUCAGCAGUCUUCGAGCAUAGGAGGAGGUCCUGGUGGGGGAUCCAUUGGAUCAGGGUUCCAGGUUGAAUCCCCACCUUCUAUUUCGCAGCAUGGUGUGAAUGUAGGCGCCGCCGGAGGUGGUGGUGGUGGGGCGGGUGCAGGGGGCCCGGGUGAGCCAGUGAAAAGGAAGAGAGGGAGGCCAAGGAAGUAUGGUCCUGGUGGGAGUGUUUCUUUGGCUCUAUCUCCGAUGUCUUCUUCACCUCCGGGUUCGGGAAUGGCCUCAGGAUCAGUGCCUGGGAUGAGCUCUGGAGCGCCGGAGAAACGAGGGAGAGGCCGGCCUCCGGGCACUGGAAGGAAGCAGCUACUCGCUUCUCUUGGGGAAUGGAUUGUUGGCUCAGCUGGAAUGGGUUUUACUCCACAUAUCAUCACAAUUGCAGUAGGAGAGGACAUUGCAUCAAAGAUAAUGUCUUUCUCACAGCAAGGUCCACGUGCUAUCUGCAUCUUAUCAGCAACUGGUUCUGUUUCAACAGUGAUGCUUCGGCAAUCUUCAACUUCUGGUGGUGCCGUAACCUACGAGGGCCGAUUUGAAAUUCUCUCCUUGUCUGGAUCUUAUUUAAUGACUGAUGGCGGUGGAUCACGUAACCGAAGUGGAGGCCUGAGCAUCUCCCUUGCCAGCCCUGAUGGCCGGGUUAUUGGUGGUGGUGUUGGAGGUUUGCUCAUAGCUGCAAGCAAUGUUCAGGUGGUAGUCGGGAGUUUUAUUUAUGGUGGAUCGAAGCAGAAGAGCAAGGCAAAAACCAAUCAAGACCCAGGCAUGGAUUCAGAACUGCAGAUUGGCGAUAAACCAGGCACAACAUCCGGUGGACUGCCGAUUCAGAGUCCCCCGCCAGUGAUGACAUGGCCUGGUUCAAGACAGAUAGACAUGAGAAAUGCCCAUAUCGACAUUGAUUUAACGCGAGGUUAGGUAGUCUGGUUUUAAUCCGAAUGGGCAGGCUCGUGUAAAUUCGGGAUUUAAGCUAAGAAAAGGGUCAAGUUGGGGAAGGAGGUAACCAUCAUCGAUGCUGUGAGUCAUUCCGGAACUCGCACCUUUUGUGCUAACAUGUUUCUGCAAUGAGGUACUGCCUCUUGGAGAGAAUUUAUGCUGAUGUAAAGUUAUGAUAGUUGUAUACCUUUUCAUUUGAAUCUUGUCUUGCAAUGUCAGUCCUUUUUUCGCCGUUUAAGUUAGAAACUCUUAUCUUUUUGCUGAUUAUAUAUCGGUUCUCGGAAGCGAUAAUGUCAGUGAAUCGAAUCGAAUUGCAGCCAAUCAAAAGGACAGAAGAUUUCUGUGUUUCCAUGAUGGAUUUUUAUUUGCAUGUUUAUGAGAACCCUGAUUGAUGGGAAGGGAAUGAGUCUUUGUUGAAUGUUAA